This is a messenger RNA of Oryza sativa Japonica Group (Japanese rice), 2873 nucleotides long. RefSeq lists its product as uncharacterized. Lineage: Eukaryota; Viridiplantae; Streptophyta; Magnoliopsida; Poales; Poaceae. The record is from RefSeq and is a predicted model, not a curated record.
ACAACAAAUCGAGGGGGACAGGGGCGUAGAUAAUUUCGAACCGAAAAAAGGAGAAAAAGACGGGAAAAAAAAAACAGACGAACCAGCGAGAGAGAGAUGCAACGAGCUUGAGGCGAUCUCGACCGCCACCAUCCAUCCAUCCUCCGCGAGACCGCGACCCGCCGUCGCCUCCAGAUCGUGCUCCGCCCAGCUUGUGAAUCCAGUGAAAAUGGUCCAGACCAUCAUUGUUACUUACACUUCAUGACCUCGUUCCUUCACCAACCAGAUUAAGGAUUCCAGCAUCCACCUCCAUGUUGGCCAUCAUCUUGAAGUGUUGGAGAAUUUUAAUCAUAAAUUGACAUGUAAAGGAGAGGAGGCAAGCUAUCUGUAACUGAAAUAGUUUCGGUGGGAUACCAUGGUUGACAUAAACCCUGAUCACAUCUUUGAGGUUCCGGACACCCCUGACCGAAUACAGCAGUCAACAUGCCCUGUAUCUAGCCCAGCUGCUAGGAGAGGUAUUGCAAAAGCAGCUGGAACUCCAUUACCAUCGCGAAGAAUUAAAUUUAAGAUCACAAAUAACUCCAUCCAGGGUCAAUCAAGUAGAGGCAAUGCAAGUAGUGUGUCGCCUGCACCUUUAGAUGCUGGCGAUAUUUUUAAACAAGCCGAGUUGGCACGAUUGCUGCCAGUGGCAGAAGAUCCUGAAGCAAGAUCAUCCUUGCUAAAAUCAGGUCGGACGAUAGAGACAUCUGUUGAGAAUGAAAAGGUGCCAAAAAAAUCUGGUUUGGAUCAGAGCAUGAAUAUUUCAAACAAUAUAAAUUGCAGGGGCUCUGGAGAAAGGGACCGUAGUUGCCAAAUCAGAAAAGGGGAUAUUAGUGCACGGGAUGCCAAUAGCUGCAAUGCUGACUUUCUCUGUUUAGGAUCAGGUCUUCCUACUACUACGGUGGGAAAACCACGAAACAGAAUGGGGACUAUCACCUUUAAGAAGCCGAAGGAAGUAGUAGGUGCUAAUGUCUGUUCAGUAUCGAGUCCUAGAGAGGGCAAAGGGGAAGAGAUCACUGACAAGGGCACAACAGGAAUUUCAAGCUCUACACCAAGCAUUGUUCCUCAAAGGCAUGUGGGCCAAAGAAAGCUGGUGCGGAAUGGUUGUAUUUCUCCCUCCAACAUAGCCAAAAGAAGUCUGAAGGUUGAUGAAAAGCGAGAAAUAUGCUCUACAAGUGGACUCUUACACUAUCCAGAUACUCAGGUUGAUGCUUCUGGGAAGGGAAAUGUGAUAGAUCUUACUGAUAGUUCACCUAUAAUAAGAAGGCAGGGAAACACUGCAACUGACAUGGAAAAAAGGUCAGGGAGAAAGUCGGCAAUAGGCAGAGCUGGGGAGACGGUAAUUCCACUGGCUGCAAAUCAAGUGAACAGUAUUUUUUCUGAAGGUAACAAGAAUAAAGGAAAAGAAAUUUCCCAUGAUGUCGUGGGUGCUAAGCAGUCUGGAGAGGCUUAUAUGAGGAGGGUUUGUCCAAGAUCCAUGGGAGAUUCUUCUUCCGUUGCAAACAAUGAUCACACCGGUAUAGGUUCUGAGCAAGGUUGGAGAACAACGCACAAUAAUACUAGUAAUAUACCCAUGCCACUAUCAGGUAAGAUGACCAAUAGUUGUGGAAGAGAAUCUGGAUCUUCUGAACAGUCUAAUCUGGAUCGAGCAUCUGCAGCAGGAGACAGCAAUAACUCAAUUGAGGGAGGAGACAACAAUAACUCAAUUGGUGGAGCAAAAACAUUGCAGACUGCUAGUUUUGUUAAUAGAACAAUAAGGAUCAGUAGCAGAAAGAGGAAGCGCAUCGCAAGUUCUUACCAUCCUGGUGAAAGCUCUAGCUCUGUUGAUGUUGAUCAACCUAGAGUUGCAUCAUCAGACUCAACAGCUGCUAGAAAUCAUACCACUCACCGUCAUCAUAUUCCUGUAGUAGAUAUUGAUGACAUAUGCUCUCCUGAAGUAAGGCCUAGUUUGAGUGGGAUUGGUAGCAGCAAUCGGACCUCAGUGGAUCCCAACAUAAGAGAACAGUUGGAGUCUGAUGAGUUAUUGGCUCGCCAACUUCAGGAGCAGCUUUACAAUGAAACUCCUCAUGUUGUUCCCACAGAAGAGAUUGAUGCGAUCAUAGCAAUGUCACUUCAACAUGAAGAUAAUGCGCAGCCGACAUCUAGAACUGCGAGGCGGUUCCAAAGCACUACAAGAGGUCCAAGGGUAUUGCGUUCAACUGUUCCUCAGCAUGCUAAUAGGGUUCGAUAUGACUCAAACAACAGAAGAAUAAUUUACCAGAGAGCUCUUUCCAGAUACCCUGCUGCACAUAUUCAACCUAAUAUUGAUCUAAAUGAUUAUGAUGCACUGCUUGCAUUAGAUGAAAAUAACCACCAGCAUGCUGGUGCUUCAGAAAGCCAGAUCAAUAAUUUGCCUCAGUCAGUAAUCCAGUCAAAUAUUGAAGAGCCGUGUGCAGUUUGCCUUGAUAAUCCCUCUAUUGGUGAUACGAUCCGCCGCUUGCCAUGCUUUCACAUGUUCCAUAAAGAAUGCAUAGACGAAUGGCUAAGAAGGAAGAAACUAUGUCCAGUUUGCAAGUCUGGGAUCACAUAAAGGUGACAAUUCGGUUCCAUGAAUAUUCUGCCCUUAGACUCAAGAAAACAGAAGGAAGUCGCCUGCAACAGUGGUUGCGUUUCUAUCUUUAGACGACAGUGGUAUCGGCGGGAGGUUGCGCAAUCUUGUAGAGCCUUGUUCUAAUUGCCUUCGGUGCUAAUUCUCUGUUUUGUGGGUUUAGGCACGAUAUUUUGUAUAUCCAUGUGUUUUAUUCAUCAACUGGCAUAAAAGGUCAUUAUCGAUUGAUUGCUUAUCAGCCAAUGAGAUAUGCUGUCAUUGCAAGACA